GACGGACGUCGAAAUGUGACGGACCUCCAGCGCGCCUGCUUGAAGACAGCGCAUAUAUCUUUCACGUUUUUAUAUUUUGUUACGUAUUUGGAGGUUUUAUAAAAACAGAAGAAUUGCGAAUAACUUAAUUUUGGAUUAAGCAAAAUUUUUUUGUUGACGUGAUGUUGGACCGAAGCAGGACCACAGUUCUGGCGGACAUCUUGUUUUUCAGCAGUGAACUCUCCUCCAAAGACCAGCGCAUCCACUGCCGCUGCUCCCGGGCUUUUGUCAUAGACCGCGAAUUGUAUCGUUCUGACAAUCGACUUCUCAAGAAUGAAACACAGCCAGAGGAUGAGUAUAAGGAGGAAACAGAGGAGCAAACUGUAGACGCUGAACCAAAUUCAGAGGAAGACAAUGUUUUGGACGAAGAGUCUGAGCUGAUGUUAAAGAUGGGACUUCCUCUGUCCUUCUCCAGCUCCUCAGAAUACAAGAGAAACGGGAAGAGGGUGAACAAGAACCCAGCUCCAUUUUGGGUCAUGGGACCAGACGAAGAGGAUGAUUCUGAUGAUGUAGAAGAGGAUGAGCCUGAACCUGAGGCUGAACAAACAAUAGUCGACACAAAAGAGGAGGACUGGCAAAAGUACUGGGCUGAACAGGGGGAGUCUUUGCUCUGGACCCACUGGUUGGAGAAGAAUCCGGACUUUGGAUCUCAACCAGAUUUGGACCCUCCCUGGACCAACCCGGACCUAAAGACCUCCUGGGAUCUGCACUACAAGAAGACCUACUACGACUACCAAAACCAGUUCUACUACUGGACCGACCAGGGCUGGACUGUGGACUGUCUUUCAGAAAGUGGGACAGAGGAGCAGGGAGGAGGCGGGGAGAGAGAAGGGGAGGAGACCUAUCGACUGACUGAAGAAUUCAAAAGUUUUUGCACCUUAAAAACACCUGGAGAUUAUCCAAAUGUUGACAUUAAAAAUACAUUUGUGAAAAAUGAAGGAGGAGAGGAAGCAGAGCCGAGUGAUGGAGGAACUGAUGAUAAAAACCCCUCUGAAUGUUGCCCAGUCAACUCAGAGCCACAAACAGGGUCACAGCCGACUGCUGGAGGAGUGAACAGGAGUGAGUCCAGGAGGAAGAUGUCGUCCGAGGAAGAGGAAGAUGAGCCUCCAGAAAAGCCUCAGGUCAAACUCAAACGCAGUCAUGAGCUGGACCUAGAGGAGAGCCCACAGCCCAUGUCCGAAGAAUCCUGGAGAAAACUGGGACUUAAACGCAACCCAAACCCAAUCUUCUCGAGUGUGUUCAGUGCUAAAGGAUUUCAGAAACAACAGAAAAAGAAAAAACAAAACCGUAAGCCGAACAAACACAUUCGGUUCACAGACGACGACUCUCAGAGCAGCUCCACUCUCAGUAAGGUGAAGGAUUUUCUUGGGAACAUCCAAAGAAACACGGAAGUUUGUGAACAAUCGGAAGCUACAACAUCAGAGCCCAGUCCACAAUGCGAACCAGGAAAUAUGGACAUCGCAGAGGAGAGCAAAGAGGGAUUAAAGAAUGAUAGAAACAUGGAGGAGGAAGAGAAGAAAGAGGAGAUAGAGAACAUUGAGGAGGAGAGGACAGUCCCUUGUGGUUCAAAUAGCAGCAGUCUGUGGGAUCCUGGGGCAGAGGAGGGAGAUGAGGGAGAGGAGCUGAACCGAGCCCAGAACAAGAGACCUCUGCCCUGCUUAGAGACACCGGACUUCCUCCUGCCCGAGUCCUCUGAAGGUGUGAGUGCAGACAGCGCCCCCUGGCCUCAGAGGAACAGGAGAGGUAAACAGAGGAGGACAGAUCCGAUACCAGAGGAGGUUGCAGCUGAACCAGAGCUGGCCAAAUACUGGGCCCAGAGACACAGACUGUUCUCACGCUUCGACCAGGGCAUCCGGCUGGACAGAGAGGGCUGGUUCUCUGUGACCCCAGAGAAAAUCGCUGAGCACAUCGCUGUUCGAGUUCAGAGCACUUUUCGUUCGGCUCAGCUCAUCGUCGACGCCUUCUGUGGAGUUGGAGGGAAUGCCAUCCAGUUUGCCCUCAGUGGCAGCAGAGUCCUGGCGGUGGACAUAGACCCCGUGCGCUUAGAUCUGACUCGUCAUAACGCGGCGGUCUACGGCGUCGCUGACCGCAUGGACUUCAUUCAGGGAGACUUCCUGCAGCUCGCCCCCCGUCUCCGUGGCGACGUGGUUUUCCUGGCUCCGCCCUGGGGAGGCCCCGCCUACCUCAACGCCGACGUCUUCAACAUCCAGACCAUGAUGGAGCCUGACGGAUUUGAGAUUUUCCAAAAGGCCAAACUUAUUUCUGACAACAUCGUGUAUUUCCUGCCUCGGAACGCUGACAUGGACCAGAUCGCGUCGCUGGCUGGUCCCGGAGGUCGAGUGGAAGUGGAACAGAACUUUCUCAAUAACAAACUGAAAACCAUCACUGCAUAUUUCGGGGAUUUAAUAAAGUCCAGUGGCUCAGAGGAGGACUGUGUUUCCCACAAUGCAACACAACAAGACUGAGUUUAACAUACUGGGACAUUUUUAAUCUAGUUCAAUUAUGUGACCAACUUUGUUGGAAGUAACACUCUGUACUUUUUGUAUAUAUAUUUGCUCAUUUUAUUCAUUUAUAAAAUAAAUAGUUUUAUAUCAAAUGC
Messenger RNA from Periophthalmus magnuspinnatus, 2638 nucleotides. It is a transcript of the gene tgs1, whose product is annotated as trimethylguanosine synthase 1. NCBI's taxonomy places the organism in Eukaryota, Metazoa, Chordata, Actinopteri, Gobiiformes, Gobiidae. The record is from RefSeq and is a predicted model, not a curated record. Gene Ontology annotation, biological process: 7-methylguanosine cap hypermethylation; 7-methylguanosine RNA capping. Gene Ontology annotation, molecular function: RNA cap trimethylguanosine synthase activity. Bases 162 to 2504 code for a protein of 780 amino acids. The transcript is spliced from 16 exons. Gene Ontology annotation, cellular component: nucleus.